AUGUGUACUGACACCAAUGACACUAUUCCAAUCAUUGACAAAGAGGAAAAAAAUUAUGAACAAAAACAAGAAAGCAUUAAAAAUGAUAAAAAAAAAUCCACGUAUAUUAAUAAUGCAAACAGCAAGAACAUUGAAUUACCUGAACAUUUUGUUGAUAAUUCAAAUGGUGAAAAUAUGGAUAAUAAUACAUAUUGUUUAAAAAUUGUUGCUGAUAAAUCAGGUUCUGAAGUAGACAUUGAUUCAAUACAUAAGAGUGAAGUAAAAAAUGUAUUUGUUAAAGAUAUAAAAACUGAUUGUGAUUUGUCAAAAAUAAACACAAAUGCUAGUAUAGAAAUAGACACUUCUAUAGCGCCAAUAGAAAGAAAAUUUGCACUAGUUGAAACUAACCUUGAACAAAUUAAACAAAGGUUAAGCAAUUUAAGAUUUCGAAGAUCUGAAAAACAGAAAAUAAAAACACGGUUUUACGCAACAAUUGAUCCAAAUAAAAAUCAACAAGCUGAGGUUGAAUUAAGUAGAGAAAUUUCUAAAGAUAUGUUUUCUAGAAUGAGUAUAAUUGGCCAAUUUAAUUUGGGUUUCAUCAUUACCAAACUUGAUGCUGAUUUAUUUAUAGUUGAUCAACACGCUACCGAUGAAAAAUAUAACUUUGAAACAUUACAAAAUACAACUAAAAUUACAAGCCAAAAAUUAGUGGUACCCCAACAGUUAGAAUUAACUGCUGUUAAUGAAAUUGUAUUAAUGGAAAAUAUUAAUGUUUUUCAAAUGAAUGGAUUUGAUUUUCAGUUCCAACAAGAUGCGGAACCAACAAAGAAAGUUAAAUUAACUAUGAUUCCUAUGAGUAAUAAUUGGAGCUUUGGUAAAGAGGAUGUAGAUGAACUUUUGUUCAUGUUACAAGAUGCGCCAAAUACUCUUUGUAGACCUUCUAGAGUUCGUUCAAUGUUUGCAUCUCGCGCUUGUCGUAAGUCCGUUAUGAUUGGUAAAGUAUUGAACUUUGGUGAUAUGAGAAAACUCAUUGACCACAUGGGAGAUAUUGAACAACCUUGGAAUUGCCCUCAUGGAAGACCAACAAUGAGACAUUUAGUAAACCUUACAUUGCUAAAUGUUAAUGCAGAAUGA
Molecule: messenger RNA, 1113 nt
Organism: Macrosiphum euphorbiae (potato aphid)
Lineage: Eukaryota; Metazoa; Arthropoda; Insecta; Hemiptera; Aphididae
Source: the annotation of a GenBank genome assembly